Messenger RNA from Solanum tuberosum (potato), 2946 nucleotides. RefSeq names its product disease resistance protein At4g27190-like. Gene Ontology annotation, molecular function: ADP binding. NCBI's taxonomy places the organism in Eukaryota, Viridiplantae, Streptophyta, Magnoliopsida, Solanales, Solanaceae. The record is from RefSeq and is a predicted model, not a curated record. The transcript has 2 exons. The coding region runs from base 1 to 2946 and encodes 981 amino acids.
AUGGAUAUACUUUUUAAUGCUGUAGGUGGCUUUGUUGUUGAGGUGGGAAAGUUUGUAUGUAAAUGCAUCUAUCCUAAGAUUGAAAAUAUUGUCCGUUUCUCGUCAAAAAUUGAAAAUCUAAAGGAGGAAAUGGAGAAGCUAACAAAGUUUAGAAAUGAUAUCAAAGGAAAGGUGGAAGAAGCUGAGGGAGAAGGCUAUAAACCAAAACUAGAUGUUAUCAAGUGGUUGGAAGAUGUUUGCGAGCUGCAGAAAGAAUGGGAAUCUAUGCAAGAUAGCAUUGCAACGGCUAAGACGCUUGCAUAUAAAUGUUGUCCAAAAUGCAGCCUUCGCUCGGAAGUCUCCACUCAAGCACAGAAGAUUCAAGAUCAACUUCACAGGCUUAUAGAGGUCGGAGAAAACUUUGGAUCCAAUUUGGUGGUAGAAAAUUAUCAGAUUAUAAAAGUUGAGUUCAUCCCGGGAACAUCAAUAGAAGGCCAGUCAGCAGCAACAAAAAAUCUCAACAAAAUCCUACGACUACUAGAAGAUGAUAAGGUAUGCAUCAUCGGUGUGUGGGGUACGGGAGGAGUUGGGAAAACAUCAUUGGUGAAUAAUCUGAACAACAAGCUCCGGAAGACGGAUGUGUCAAGUUUUAAACUGUCUUUUGGUGUUGUGAUAUGGGUUACAGUGCCCAAACCACCAAUAGACAUAAGAAACGUGCAAACACAAAUUGCAAGUAGAUUAAACCUAAAGGUAGAUAAGGAGGGAAAUGUAAAGAGCAAUGCCAGCAAAAUUUAUAAAAGACUCAAGCAAGAAAAAAGUUUCCUUCUCAUACUAGAUGAUGUUUGGGAAGCUAUAAAUUUGGAUGAUGUAGGUGUGCCCCAACCUGAACCUCCCGCUAGAAGCAAGGUCAUUAUAACUUCUCGUUCUUUGGCUGUUUGUAAGCAAAUGAAAAUAGACACCGAAAUGAAGGUUUACACAUUGGAUGAGGAUGAAUCUUGGCAACUGUUUGUCAAAAAUGCGGGAGAUGUUGCCAACCUGGUGGAUAUUCAACCAUUAGCAAAGGAAAUUACACGAGAGUGUGAUGGUUUACCAUUAGCAAUCACUGUUAUUGGAACAUCUAUGAGAGGGAAGACAAAGGUCGAGCUCUGGGAAGAUGCUUUGAAAUCACUUAGAAUGUCUGAACCUCAUAACAAAGAUGUUACAGAUAAGGUUUACGAGGUCAUCAAGUGGAGUUUUGAUUCUUUAGAAUCUCAGGAUAAUGAAUUAUACUCUAAGCAAAGAAGCAAACAUGUGAAGAAUAAGAGAGGUGACAUUCGAAGUUGUUUCUUGUAUUGCUCCUUAUAUCCAGCAGCUAUUUCAACAGAAGAUCUCAUAAAGUGUUGGUGGGCAGAGGGGUUCCUUGGUGUACAUGACACAUAUGAAGAAGCUUACAACAGGGGAAUCACAAUUAUUGAUAGUCUAAAAGAUGCUUGCUUGGUAGAAGAAGCCCAUAAGACGGAUUGUGUGAAGAUGCAUGAUGUGGUUCGUGAUGUUGCUAUAUGGAUAGAUAAUUCCUUCGGGUUAACUGACAUUUCACAUAUCGAAAUGUCAGCUUCUGUGAAGAGAAUAUCUCUCCUAAGCAAAGAAAUUCAAAGUCUACCUGAUAACUUCAGAGAAUGCCCAGAGACAACAAGUUUACUAUUGCAAGACAAUGAUCUCCUUAGCGAAAUUCCCCAUGAAUUCUUUUUGGCAUUUCCAGCCCUAAGAGUUCUGAACCUGAGUGAAACUGGUAUUAGAGAUAUGCCUUGUUCCAUCGAUACUUUGUGUCAACUACGUGCUCUAAUACUACGAAAUUGCUAUGACUUGAAAGAGUUACCACCUAUUGGUAACCUUUUCAAUUUGGAAUUGUUUGAUUGUGAUAAUACAAGGUUAUGUUGUCUGCCUCAAGGAAUGGAUAAGUUGACGAAUCUGAGGCUAUUAAAUCUGCCUGUAGAUUAUUUGGAGGAGAGCAUCAUCCAUGGAUUUUUCCUCAAAUUACCUAGAAUUGAAAUCUUAAAUAUGCUGCCGACUAAAACGAGAGAUGUAGAUUGGAUGAUGAGAAAGAAUAGAGUGACUCUUCUUGUACCAACAUCUUUUGAUGAGAUAUCCUCUCUACACAAUCUGACCAGUCUUUUCAUUAAUUUGGAUAACUCAUCAAUUCUCAUUAGAGACCACACCUGGAUGAAAAGAUUUCACAUUGAAAUUGGGGAAACUUCAAAGUCAAUACCAUUCAACAAGUCAAUAAAGAUGAUAAGCAUCUCCCAUUGUGAAACUUUCAGUAACGGAGAGCUCUCAGGCAUGUUACAUUUUGCUUCACAUUUGCACUUGUUAAAAUGUGGGGGUCUCAGGAAGUUGAUCGCGAACAACAGUUUUGAUAGAUUAAAAUCACUACACAUAGAGAGUUGUUCUUGUGAUUUCACACCAGCAGAAGAAGGAAAUGAACAGUUUGAUGAUCCUUUGCCAAAUCUGGAACAUCUCAGUCUCUUUUCUGUACAUAAUUUAAAGAGUGUCUCUGAUUUCGGUCAACUUCUGGGGCUAAGAUUUUAUGGAUUACGUCAAAUGGAAAUAUCCUCUUGUCGUAAUCUAACAUGUCUUUUUAUUGUUGGUGGAUAUUUUUCUGUACCUAAGCACUUGGAAGAAGUAUCAGUUGCCUUUUGUCAUCGGCUGACAGAGUUACUGGUGCAAUGGACACAUUUUAGCUCAGAAAUUCCGAGAGUCCGAAAGUUACGGUUGAAAGAAUUACCAAAAUUAAGAACACUGAGGGAGCCGUGGGAUCACAUAGAGGAACUUAAGCUUAUCAAUUGCUAUGAAAUAACGAAAUUGCCUUUCUCUAUUCAAACCUCCAAUAAGAUCAGGCUAAUAAAAGGAACAACAGAAUGGUGGAACCUACUGGAAUGGGAUGACAUCAACUUCAAGUCAAAUUUAGAGCAUUGUUUCCUAAAGAAGUAA